AUGUUCAAGGAGUAUUUUUAUGAUGUGAAUGAAUUGGAGAGCUCUUAAAAAAUAUAGAAAAAUGCUGAGAAGUAUAUUGUAAAGCACUUGAAUCAUGUAGUAGCAGAUAUGGAGUUCGAUUUUGAUCUGAUUACUGAAGUAUCAAAUUUUGUAAUCAUUUGAGUCUGAACAAAUUAUUAAGAAAUGUUGGUGAAAGGUAAAUACUCAAGGAAGAUUGCGAAUAUAUAUGGACUAGAUAUCAUAUUUAAAGAUAUCUUAAUAAACAUACGAUUUUUAGGGAUGAAGAAGUGAUCGAAUUCAAGGAAAUAUAGGAAUUACCUUAGAAGAAGAAAUCAGUUAGAUUUGAGGAGGAAUAAGCCUAAUUAUAGUAGGCCAAUUAAUUUAACAUCUUGAAGGAUAGAGUAAGAACUGGAGGCAUAGAUAAAGAGAAAAGAGAUAGGGAGAGGGCUGAAAUGGAAUAAAAGUUAUUUGAAAAUAUUGAUAGGAUUAAAGAGAUCAGUGAUAUUGAUUCCUUUAAGCCGCUCAAGUAAUAGAUGUACAAUAUAUAUAAGAUACAUUGUUUAAUUUGAUGAUAAAGGUAAUAUUAUGCUUGACAAUGCUGAGUUGAAGGAUGAAGAUGUCGAAAAACUGUAGGGCAAACAACAACAAAACGUUUCCUUUGAUGAGUUUGCAGAAGAUGAAGUUGCCAUUAAGUAAGUCGAUGGGAAGAAGUUUAAUUAAAAGAAAUCGAGUAGUGAGUCAAGUGAAGAUCAGGAGAGUGACUCAGAGGAUUCUGAGGAUGAUUAUUUAAUGCAACAAAGAAAUCUCAUUAAGAGAGCUUGA
Paramecium octaurelia is the source of this 822-nucleotide messenger RNA. The record is from the annotation of a GenBank genome assembly. Lineage: Eukaryota; Ciliophora; Oligohymenophorea; Peniculida; Parameciidae.